Molecule: messenger RNA, 1437 nt
Organism: Bradysia coprophila
Lineage: Eukaryota; Metazoa; Arthropoda; Insecta; Diptera; Sciaridae
Gene: Sas10
Product: UTP3 small subunit processome component Sas10
Biological process (GO): maturation of SSU-rRNA from tricistronic rRNA transcript (SSU-rRNA, 5.8S rRNA, LSU-rRNA)
Cellular component (GO): nucleolus; small-subunit processome
Source: RefSeq, a predicted model, not a curated record
GUCACUAUCCCAUCCCCGGUAUUAAUGCACGUGCAUUUGUUUUUGGUUGGUUGUCAAUAAUUGUUUCUCCAAAAAUUAUGGUAAAUAAAAUCAAAAUCGAUAAAGACAAUGAGGACGGAUUCUACGAACCGUCUGAUUCCGAGGACGAUUACAAUGAACGAGAGAAGAAGCUGUUAAAAAAAGUGCGUAAUAGAAAGAAACGCGAUACCGAUGACAACAUAGCAGUGCUCGGUUUCGACGAAGAAAAAAAUGAAGAUGAUGAUGAGGACGAUGAUGAUUUCGACGAUAAGUUUGAGGGUGAAAGUGAUUUCGAAGACGAAAGAGAUGAUGGAAUUCCGGAUGCACGAGCUUGGGGCCAGAAGCGAAAGGAUUUCUAUUCGACCGAUUUCGUCGAUCCAGACUAUAGUAGCUUCAAUGACAAGGAAGCAGAACUCGCCGAACAGGAAGAAAUUGAGUCGAAGGCUAUUCAACUGCGCUUGGCCCAACAGCUGAACGAGGCGGACUUCACGCUGAAUGUGUACGGAACAGCUGCCGUAUCCGAGAAGGAUGAAACUGAAGCGAAAACGCACCUGAAAAGUGAUUUGUCCGACCUGUCUCAUCGGCAAAAGGUUCAGCUAUUCAAAAAAGAUUCACCCGAAUUCGAAGGACUUGUACAGGAUUUCCAACAACAUCUAGAGGAAAGCCAAAGUUUAUUGGAGCCGAUUUUGGACUACGUUGAAAAGAACAAGCUGCCGUCGCUGCCAAUAUUUGAAUUCGUCGCUACAAAGAACAAUUUGAUCUUAACAUACUGCAGCAAUGUGUCGUUCUAUCUGGUAUUGAAAGCUCAACGUUCUUCAAUCAAAAACCAUCCACUUGUUAAACGAUUGGUUCAGAUGCGUCAGCUGUUGCAGCAACUUCAAGAAAAGUACGAUCGUGUGAUAAAGCCACAGCUGGAGAAAUUUCUGCAAGAUAUUCGUGAUGGACACGAACUAAUAUUUGAAGAUUCACCCAAGAAAAUGGCAAAGAAAUCUAAGAAACUUCAACUAUUGACCGCAAUGGAUGUGGACCAUGGCAAGGAAGACGAAGCAGCAAGCGAUGAAGAUGAAAAAGAAACUCCGAACAUGGAAACAGACUCAGAGAACGAACAAACGGAUGAGGACGGAGAACAUGCUGAUGGCAACGACGACGGUGCCGACGAUCGACGUCAAAUUACUUACCAGAUGUCAAAGAAUAAGGGUCUCACACCGCAUCGGAAGAAGGAACUUCGAAAUCCGAGAGUCAAACAUCGCAACAAAUUCCGAAAGGCAAUCAUUCGUCGCAAGGGUGCUGUACGUACGGUGCGCAAGGAACUGAAACGAUAUGGUGGAGAAGUGUCGGGUAUUAAAGCUACAACGAAAAAGGGCGUCAAAAUUCAUUAACAUGCGCUGUUCAAGAGAAUAAAGAUUAUUGUUGGUUCAA